This is a messenger RNA of Cynara cardunculus var. scolymus (artichoke), 2583 nucleotides long. RefSeq names its product pentatricopeptide repeat-containing protein At5g50280, chloroplastic. The record is from RefSeq and is a predicted model, not a curated record. Bases 269 to 2485 code for a protein of 738 amino acids. Lineage: Eukaryota; Viridiplantae; Streptophyta; Magnoliopsida; Asterales; Asteraceae. The transcript is spliced from 2 exons. Gene Ontology annotation, molecular function: protein binding.
UCAAACAUGAGUCGGAGUAAACAACUGCUCCACUCGUCGGGUUUACACACCAUCCUGAAAUCCACCAUUUCCUGGUUCGAUUUCCUUUUCUUCUCCGUCCAUCUCGAAAUCUUGCUUUUCUUUCCGUUAGGGUUUCGAUUUUCUUUCCCAUUUUAUCUUCGAAAUGAAAUAAAAAUCUGUUUCUUUCUUAUGGAAAUGUAGACUACCUAAUCAGAACGAGAAUCUGUAGUAGCAUCACAAGAAGCGACAUCCAGUGAAGGUCGAAGCUAUGGCGGUCAGUCUCAACCACCACUCUUUAUCCUUAACAUUCUUGAAUCUCUCAUCCUACUCCUCUCGGUUUCAUCUUCAUCAUCACAAUCAUGGAACCUCUCUAACUAAACUCAGAACAUGUAUCCCUCUCUCUGCUAUUUCUCCUCCAAAUCGAAACCCUUCGUCCCCAACCCCUUUAUCUUCACCAUCAAUUUUUCUUCCUUUCCUCCAAGAACACGAAGAAACCAUCUCAGACUUAGAAACCCCACAAAUUGAACUCCCGAAAGAUGAAUCAAUCACAGACCCAAUUCAUAAAUUCUUCAAAGCACAAACUUCUUCUCAGCUCCCAGACCCUGCCCUUGAAGGCAAAUUCACUCUCCAAAAAAACCGCCGCACUUCCUGGCACCUCUCCACCACCAUCACCAACACUGAACCUGAAGAAUCCGGUUACGAAACCGAAUCCAAUACUGAAGAACAGGGAACCCCAGUUAUCAAUAUUGCUGAGCCCGAAACGGGAAGUGAAGAAAUCGGUGGUUCUGUUAUUGAGGUUAGUAGUACAAGUAAUGGUGUCACCGGAGUUCUUGAAAUCGCGAGGAAUUUGCCGGAGAAUGUGACUUUAGGUGAGGUUUUGGGGCCGUAUGAAGGAAAAUUAAGUGCAAGAGAUUGUGUAGAAGUGUUGGGAUUGAUGGGUCAGGAGGAGGGAUUAACAAUGUGCUGUUUAUAUUUCUUUGAGUGGAUGAGUUUACAGGAGCCCUCAUUGGUUACACCCUGGGCUUAUUCUGCUUUGUUUCCUGUGUUGGGAAGAGCUAGAAUGGGUGAUAAAUUGAUGAUUUUGUUCAACAAUUUGCCCAAUUCCAUGGAAUUCAAGCAAGUUCAUGUGUAUAAUUCUGCAAUCUCUGCUCUUUCGUAUUGUGGGAGAUAUGAUGAUGCUUGGAGAUUGUUUGAGAUGAUGGAGGAACAGAAUGUUGAACCAGAUAAUGUAACAUGCUCUAUAAUGAUCACGGUUAUGAGGAAAACCGGCAAUAGUGCGAAAGAAGCAUGGGAGUUCUUCGAAACCUUGAACGUUAGAGGACUCAAAUGGAGUUUAGAAGUUAUGGGUUCUCUUAUUAAGUCGUUUUGUGACGAGGGUUUGAAGAAAGAAGCGCUGAUUAUCCAAUUAGAAAUGGAGAAAAAAGGGAUCGCUUCUAAUGCAAUCGUCUACAACACGAUUAUGAACGCUUAUAGCAAAUCGGACCAGAUAGAAGAAGCCGAAGGUCUUUUUGCUGAAAUGAAGGCAAAAGGGAUCGAACCCACCACAGCUUCAUACAACAUUUUGAUGGAUGCUUACAGCCGAAGAAUGCAACCAGAAGUAAUCGAAAAAUUGAUGGCAGAAAUGGAAGAAAUCGGAUUACCGACAGAUGUGAAAUCAUUCACUUGUUUGAUUAGUGCUUACGGCCGACAAAAGAAAAUGAGCGAUAUGGCGGCUGAUGCUUUCUUGAAGAUGAAAAAAUCCGGCAUAAAACCGACAUCCCAUUCUUAUACAGCACUUAUACAUGCAUACUCAAUCAGCGGAUGGCACGAAAAAGCCGAGCUUGCGUUCCAAAACAUGAAAAGGGACGGUGUGAAACCGUCGAUUGAAACCUACACCGCGUUACUUGACGCAUUCCGGCGAGCUGGCGACACUGAAUCGCUAACGAGAACCUGGAAAACGAUGAUGAACGAUAAAGUGAAAGGAACCCGUGUGACUUUCAAUAUUCUUGUGGACGGGUUUGCAAAACAAGGUCAGUACAGUGACGCAAGAGACGUGAUAUGUGAAUUCGGGAAGAUCGGAUUGAAGCCGACCGUGAUGACAUAUAACAUGCUGAUAAAUGCGUAUGCACGUGGUGGGAACGAGAGUAAGCUGCCACAACUACUGAAGGAGAUGGCGGUGCUUGAGUUGAAACCUGACUCAGUUACGUAUUCGACCAUGAUUUACGCGUAUGUUCGGGUUCGGGAUUUUAAGCGAGCGUUUUAUUAUCAUAAAGAGAUGGUGAAAAGCGGGCAGGUUCCGGAUGCGAGAUCGUAUCAUAAAUUACGGGCGAUUUUGGACGUGAAAGCUGCAACGAAGAACAAGAAAGAUAAGAGUGCGAUAAUGGGGAUCAUCAGUAAUAAGCUGGGUUGGGUGAAGAUUAAGAAGAAAGGGAAGAAAGAUGAGUUUUGGAAGAACAAGAAGAAGUGGUCGGGAGCUCGGAGUUCGGAUUUCGUUGGACGCCGGUGACGCAGAGAGGUUUCAUAAUAUAAUUACAUUCUUAAUUCUUAAUUUUUUAGCAUUAAUUAUGAUAUUGAAAUGUUAAGUGUAUUUAAUAUUUUGAUUAU